Neoarius graeffei (lesser salmon catfish) is the source of this 594-nucleotide messenger RNA. It is a transcript of the gene guk1b, whose product is annotated as guanylate kinase 1b. The record is from RefSeq and is a predicted model, not a curated record. The transcript is spliced from 7 exons. Gene Ontology annotation, biological process: purine nucleotide metabolic process. Gene Ontology annotation, cellular component: cytosol. NCBI's taxonomy places the organism in Eukaryota, Metazoa, Chordata, Actinopteri, Siluriformes, Ariidae. Gene Ontology annotation, molecular function: GMP kinase activity. Bases 1 to 594 code for a protein of 197 amino acids.
AUGCCAGGACCAAGGCCUGUCGUUCUGAGUGGCCCAUCUGGGGCAGGGAAAAGCACUCUGCUCAAGAGGCUGAUGGAGGAAUAUGAGGGAGUGUUCGGAUUCAGUGUCUCCCAUACAACCAGGAAUCCGCGUCCUGGUGAAGAGGAUGGGAAAGAUUACCACUUCACCACCCAGGAGAAGAUGCAGGAGGGCAUAGAUAGUGGAAAAUUUAUCGAGAACGCAGUGUUUUCAGGAAACAUGUAUGGCACCAGUAAAUCGGCCAUAGAGGAUGUUCAGGCCCAGAACCUGAUCUGCAUUCUCGACGUCGACCUUCAAGGGGUGAAAAAUAUCAAGCAGACGGACUUGAACCCCAUCUACAUCUCCAUCCAGCCUCCAUCCAUGGAGAUCCUGGAGCAGCGUCUAAGAGGCAGGCAGACAGAGACAGAGGAAAGUCUACAGAAACGUCUGGAAGCGGCCCGUAUUGACAUGGAGCUCAGUAAGGAACCAGGCAUCUUCGACAUUGUUAUCAUUAAUGAUGAUCAGGACGUAGCUUACGAGAAGCUUAAAAGUGCUCUUAUUGAGGAAAUUCAGAAGGUUCAGGAUGCUAAAAAGUAA